Neomonachus schauinslandi (Hawaiian monk seal) is the source of this 1703-nucleotide messenger RNA. RefSeq names its product geranylgeranyl diphosphate synthase 1 (gene GGPS1). The transcript has 4 exons. The record is from RefSeq and is a predicted model, not a curated record. The coding region runs from base 770 to 1672 and encodes 300 amino acids. NCBI's taxonomy places the organism in Eukaryota, Metazoa, Chordata, Mammalia, Carnivora, Phocidae. Gene Ontology annotation, molecular function: prenyltransferase activity. Gene Ontology annotation, biological process: isoprenoid biosynthetic process.
UUUGUUCUCUCUCUCGAUCUCUCUCUGUCAAAUAAAUAAAAUCUUUAAAAAUAAAUAAAAUAAUAAACAGUAUAGAUAAGAGAUUACUAAUUUUUAGAUAAUUUCAAAAUAUUUUCUGAACUUUUUUUUCCACUGAGACAGACUGGGUAUUAAUUGUCAGUCAAGGCAGGUGUAAAACUUUUCUACAUGGAGUGUUUGUCUUUUAGGUCAUAUUGCUAAGAUGAUUUCCUUUGCUGGAAUGCUCAGUUCUUAAGAUUGUUUCACCUAGUUACUCAAGAGGAGAUUACUAAAAACUUACUUUUCAAUCCUUUUGGUUCAUGAUCCUGAAUACCAAAUCAUUGUUAUAGAAGCAAAAGAAAGCAGAUAAAGGUGAGAAACCACCUAAAAUGUGCCCAAGAUGUCAGAGCAAUGAGAAAAGAAGAUUCCUAAGAUAAGGAGAAAUAAAAAUUGCAAAGAUACUUACAAAGAAACCAAGUGGGGAUUGGAUUCAACAGUAAAGAAGUAUUGUAGAAGACCAUGAGGGGUAUUCUAGAAAAUAUUGAAGUAAAUGUAAAACUCAGAUAAUAAAUCACUACAAGGGAAUAGUGUGUGUAUGUGUGUGUGUGUGUGUGUGUGUAGGUACAGGCUAAUAUUUUUGAUAAUUGCAUUCAAGUUAAUGCACGUCUUGGAUUAAUUGUCAUUUUAGGUAUGUACAAUUAAUAGGAUUGGUUGUAAAGAAAGUACAAGAGAGCGUUGGUGGUAUAGUGAUCAGCUUUGAAAUUUAAAAACAAUGGAGAAGACUCAAGAAACAGUCCAAAGAAUUCUUCUAGAACCCUAUAAAUAUUUACUUCAGUUACCAGGUAAACAAGUGAGAACCAAACUUUCACAGGCAUUUAAUCAUUGGCUAAAAGUUCCAGAAGACAAGCUACAGAUUAUCAUUGAAGUGACAGAAAUGUUGCAUAAUGCCAGUUUGCUCAUCGAUGAUAUUGAAGACAACUCAAAACUCCGACGUGGCUUUCCAGUGGCACACAGCAUCUAUGGAAUUCCAUCUGUCAUCAAUUCUGCCAAUUAUGUAUAUUUUCUUGGCCUAGAGAAAGUCUUAACCCUUGAUCACCCAGAUGCAGUGAAGCUUUUUACCCACCAGCUUUUGGAACUCCAUCAGGGACAAGGUCUAGAUAUUUAUUGGAGGGAUAAUUACACUUGUCCCACUGAAGAAGAAUAUAAAGCGAUGGUGCUACAAAAGACAGGUGGACUAUUUGGAUUAGCAGUAGGUCUCAUGCAGUUGUUCUCUGAUUACAAAGAAGAUCUAAAGCCACUACUUAAUACACUUGGGCUCUUUUUCCAAAUUAGGGAUGAUUAUGCUAAUCUACACUCCAAAGAAUACAGUGAAAACAAAAGCUUUUGUGAAGAUCUAACAGAGGGAAAGUUUUCAUUCCCUACUAUUCACGCUAUUUGGUCAAGGCCUGAAAGUACCCAGGUGCAGAAUAUAUUGCGCCAGAGAACCGAAAACGUAGAUAUUAAAAAAUACUGUGUACAUUAUCUUGAGAAUGUAGGUUCUUUUGAAUACACUCGGAGUACUCUUAAAGAGCUUGAAUCUAAAGCCUAUAAACAAAUUGAUGCGCGUGGUGGGAACCCUGAGCUUGUAGCUCUAAUAAAGCACUUAAGCAAAAUGUUCAAAGAAGAGGAUGAAUAAUAUUAAGCCAUUCUUGAUUAAGCCUGGUAGC